Molecule: messenger RNA, 1398 nt
Organism: Rodentolepis nana
Lineage: Eukaryota; Metazoa; Platyhelminthes; Cestoda; Cyclophyllidea; Hymenolepididae
Source: the annotation of a GenBank genome assembly
AUGAAGACCUGUUUAGACAUUAUGACUGAUUUCAUAGACAGGAGGGUAAAUAUUUAUGUCAAUCGUCUCAAGGAACUAGUUGCCAUUCCAAGCAUUUCAGAAGAUACCAGCCACAGAUUGGAUGUCCUAAAAGCACUUCGUUGGUGCGGGAUCCGAUUAAAGAACAUGGGCUUUGAAGUUUGCUAUCGGAAAGUCGGCAAGGAACUUAUUUAUGAGGGCGAUCAGGUACCUAUGAAACUAAACGGAGUCGCCAAUAUGCCCCCCAUUGUUUGUGCCAGUCUUGGACAUGAUCAGAAUAAAGCUACUCUUCUUAUAUACGGACAUGUUGAUGUUAAGCCAGUGUCUCCACAAGAAUCUUGGAAAGCGGAUCCCUUUGAUUUGACCAUCAUAGAAGGAUUUAUGUAUGGACGGGGUGUAGCAGAUGACAAAGGACCCGUCGUUGGGUGGAUUAAUGCCAUAGAAGCUUUUAUUCAAUGCAAGGAAGAUCUUCCGAGACCAAUUAUACGACNUAUAUCUGAUAACUACUGGCUAAACAUGAAUACUCCAUGUUUGACUUACGGUCUCAGAGGCGUCGUAUACUUCCACGUUUUCGUUGACGGCUCAAACCGCGACCUCCACUCUGGAAGUCAUGGAGGGGCAGUCCAGGAACCACUAGCAGAUCUCCAAGCUCUCAUGAACUCAUUGGUGGAUUUUAAAGGGGAUGUUAUGGUCCCAAGAAUUCUUGACGCUGUACGUGAACCGGAAGAGGGUGAAAUCAAGCGCUUUGAAACUCUCGACUUUAAUACCACCAAAUACGGCACACAAAUCGAAACUAAGGCUCUGCAUACUCAAGAAAAGGUGGAGACGCUGGUUCGCAGAUGGCUUCUUCCUUCCAUUAGUUUUCAUGGAAUUGAAAAGUCCUUCGACAACGUCGGUUCCCCUACACUUAUACCCAAAUCUGUUAUGGGAAAGUUCUCGAUUCGACUUGUUCCUGAUCAGGACCCAAAUAUAGUUAUCAGACAAGUUGUUGAAUAUCUUCACAAAGUUCAUCUUCGAAGGUGCAGCCGAAACAAAGUUACAAUCAAGGUCUUUCGAGACGGGCGUCCAUUCUUGGGAGAUCUUUCAUGCCCAAAUUAUAAAACUGCUUGCCUUGCUCUCACUUACGUCUGGGAUAGAGCACCCGAUCUUAUUCGUGAUGGCGCUUCGAUUUCCAUGGCUACGAUACUCAGAGAACAAACAGGUAAAGAUGUGGUUCUUAUUCCAAUGGCAGAAUGUCAAUCUUUUGCUCACGAAGGUGAUGAACGGAUGUCCGUUCGAAAUUACAUCAACGGUAUCAAGGUUUUUGCAACUUAUAUGGCGAAAUUGAGAAGUCUGAAGUCGAAUUGUGUUAUGCCGAAGAGUUACAGGAGUUGUCAAUAA